AUGUUACUACGAAAACCAAUCACGGGCGGGGAUACCCCAUCGCUUGUGACACGUCGAGGUCGAUUGGAACCUCUCUGGGCCGAUGUACUUUCUGAUUUAAAAGUCAUCAAUGAUGAAGAGUCGAAGUUAAUCGUUCAUAUCCCAAGAACACACGUUUUUGUUGGACAGUACCUCUGUGGUUGUGAAUCUACAGAUGCUCUUAGAACUCCAAUUCUCUCUAAUCCAACUUCUUUGGAAGGAAUUGAUUUUUCAACCGGUAAGUUACCAAAUUCCUAUAGACUACUCAAUAAGCUCCAAAUGAGAUCUUGGUGA
Rodentolepis nana is the source of this 312-nucleotide messenger RNA. The record is from the annotation of a GenBank genome assembly. NCBI's taxonomy places the organism in Eukaryota, Metazoa, Platyhelminthes, Cestoda, Cyclophyllidea, Hymenolepididae.